AUGGCAGAGCCGAAAGCAUCGUUGGUCGAGGUGCUCAGCCUAGCAUCCGCUUCGGAUCCUUGGUUGCUGUCGAGAGCCAACGCGCAACUGGAAGAGUGGGAAAGCGAUCCUAACUUCUGGCCCCUCUUGCUUCAGAUCGCAUUCGACACCGGCCUCCAACUGCCUUGCUCUUCCUCUUCAUCAACCUCAACACACCACCAUCCAGACUCGAUCCGCAUUUUGGCCAUCAUUCGUUUCAAGAAUGGCAUCGACAAGUUUUGGAGGAGCCGUGUCAUGGCUCGAGUCACCGUAACCAUCCCCCUGGAGACAAAGCGUGCGAUGCGCAACUCUCUUUUUCAAUGCCUUCGAGAGCCCAAUCGUACCAUCGCCUUGCAGGCAUCAGUCGCCAUCUCGCGCAUCGCACGCCUCGACUAUCCUCGCGACUGGCCAGAUCUGUUCACCACGUUGCAGCAAGCCAUGUUGGAAGCACAUGGUGCCCUUGCAUCCCUCGCUCCAGCACCUCAACUUGAUCAGUCAGAAGAUCCUUCCAGCGCUCACCUCCGUCAACUCAACACUACCGUGCUGAUGCGUGCAGCACAUGUCUGCUCAAAGACGCUCAAAGAGCUCGAGUCAGUCCGUGUCCUUGCAGGCAAGAUGCGCAUGUCCGAGCUCUCGCGCCAACUGCUUCCUGCCUUGCAUCCCAUUUUCCAGCAAUACUUCUCUGACCUAUUCUCACUCAAUGUCGGCGACCAUCUUGCCACACUCUCGGCCUGGUCCAACACUACAUUGCGUGCAGAGCAAGUUCGCACCAGCCAUCUCUUGCUCAAAGCUAUCUCGCGUCUAGCUCUCGCAGAUAUCGGCAUGAUCUCCAGAUCCAACACCUCCCAAGGCGGCGCUUCCUCCAACAUGGCCCAGGCUUUCUUCCGGUCGACACCGCGUUGCUUGCAGACCCUCAAAGACACCCGGCUCGCAUAUCUCAGCCUUCUUCGCUCAUCACAGCCCUCAUCCACUUCCGCCUCGACCUCAGCUGCUCUUGUCACAGCACUCACCAAGCAUCUUUACUCUUUCGGCAAGUUCUUCCUCUCUCUCGUGCAGAGUCAUAACGGCAAGGCCGCUUUCUGGCAUGGAUGGUCCGACGUCGUCGCUUGGUAUUGGGUCCAGACCAAAGACGUGACCAAUGAAAGUCUCUCUGUGCCUCGCGACGAGUACGCCAACCACUCUGCAGUGAUCGAAUAUCCACCACGCUUUGUCGUGCAGUCGCUGGUACUGCUUAAGCACUCGCUCGCUCAGUGGAAAGGCAAUCAACCCGAAGGUGGAUUCUUCCUCACUCAUCACUUUGCUCGUCAAGCUGCCGAUGUGUUCACUGGCCGCCUCAUGCCUCUCAAUUCGGACGAUCUCGAACGAUGGCAAGCUGAUCCAGAAGAAUGGGCCGUUGGAGAAGAGCAGGAGAAUUACGAGCUUGACAUUCGACCUGCCGCUGAGCGUGCGCUCAUGGUCUUGGCUCAACACACCAAACCCCUCGGCUUUUUAGGUCAGCACAUCUGGCAGCAUUUCGAGUCGUCAUCCAGCCUCUCCUCUGACAAUCUCGAUGACAUUCUUGCACGCGAUGCUAUCUAUGCUGCAGUGGGAACAUGUCGCGACUACCUUUCACCAGCCGGAGAGGAUGACGACCGCCCUAGCAUGGACGUCCUCAUGGGUCAAGCUAUUGCCUCGAAGCUCGUCCCAGAAGCCCGCCUUGGUAAUGUCACUUCACCAAUGUGGAUCGUCAUCAGGCGUCGGAUUGCAUGGCUGCUGUGGGAGUGGUCGGAACAAGUGCCAAGAGAGUCGCGUCUCGAUGUCUAUUCGCUUCUGGUGGACUUGUUGGAGGACGUGCCGGAUCAGACUGAUGUGGCAGUACGCCUCGCUGCAGCUAAAUCCAUCUCUGCCAUCGCCGAUGCGCUCGAAUUCGACGCUGAUGGAUUUGAGCCAUUCUUGCCCAAAGCGCUUCGCAACUUGGCAACUCUGGCCGCCGCGUCAGACCUGCAUGAGAUGGAGUCGAUCAAGGUAUGCACUGAUGCACUUUCCAUCCUCAUUGAGCGCAUGGGUCCACGAAUUGCGCCACAUGCCGAUGCCUUGGUUGACCUUGUACCUAUGCUCUGGCAGCAGGAGGAUCCCGACUGCAAAGCUCGUCCCUCCAUCAUUGUCUUCAUCUCCAAGGUGUUGCGCGCGAUCGAGAUGCUACCUGCCACAGGCACAAGUGGAGCAUUGAUGCAGAAGGUGCAUCACAUGGUCUCGUCCAUCGUGCGCGAGUCGCUCAACCCUAAGGUGUCCCAUCUGCUCGCCAAAGAUGCCAUUUCUUUGCUCUGGAUUCGAGCACUUCAUUCCACACCUACAAUGACGCGGCCACUGUUCGAGCUCCUUGGUCUGGCGAAAGAUUUGGUGGUACAGCCUGACUACUGCGUCGAGAUGUGCCGCGUUAUCGAAGAGAUCUCGAUGCUCAACCCGCUCGAGAUGCUUCAGACGUACGGCCAUGAUCUGCUGACAGCUUUCAGUCAGAUCAUUGCAGAUCCCUCGAAUCCGAUGGUGCUAGCCCCGAUCUCAGCGCUCGACACACUCGUCCAGUCGCUGGUAGCCUUGCCAAACUGGACCGAGGUGCGCGAGAUGUGGAUCAGUGCGCUCGAGUCUACCCGUCUUGCAGCUGCGCUUGUUGGAUCGAUGCUGCACUUCCAGGACGCGACCUUGAUCGCGACGCACUUUAUCUCGCUGCUCUGUCGCAUUGCCUAUCAUUGCCCGCAAAACUCUUUCAUCCGUCUUGUGUCUGCAUCAUGGCCUGACAUGUCGCAAGAAAAGUACCCGACACCAAGUUCUGUCUGGCAAUCGCUCAUCAAGUCCAUCUGCACGCGUUUCGAUAACAUGGCAUCUAUGCGGAAGCGUCGCGUCACGGCACUUGGUCUCGCAUCCAUUCUUGAAUCAGCUGUCGUCGAAUAUGAGCAGGCUCAACAGGCACAGCAGGGAUCAGGUGCAGGGGUUGAGGUGAUCCAGGAAGUAGUUGCUUGUACGCCAGAGUUGAUCGCGGUUUGGUCCGAGAUGUUGGCAGCCAUCAACGAGUCGAAACCUUUGGACACGGGCAAGUACGUUCGCCCGACGUCGCCUAUCUCAUCGAUGCAUCUGGGCGAUGUGUUCUUCGAUGAUGAUGAUGAGGGGGAUGGUGGAUGGUUGCAGGAUAUCUCGCCGGGUGCCGCAAGGGCGCAGAGAGUGGCGAUGGCGGAUGGUACGUUGACAGUGGCGAUGAACGAGCAUGUGAGAACGGUGCUGUCGCAUGCACAGGCUUCGUACCCUGGCUUUUCGAGGCUGCUGGAAGCAAUGGAUCCUUUGGUGGUCAACAUGUUUCAAAAGGAUCUGAUGGGAUAA
Ustilago hordei is the source of this 3369-nucleotide messenger RNA. RefSeq lists its product as uncharacterized. Gene Ontology annotation, biological process: protein import into nucleus. The record is from RefSeq and is a predicted model, not a curated record. Gene Ontology annotation, cellular component: nuclear envelope; cytosol. Bases 1 to 3369 code for a protein of 1122 amino acids. Gene Ontology annotation, molecular function: small GTPase binding. The transcript has a single exon. NCBI's taxonomy places the organism in Eukaryota, Fungi, Basidiomycota, Ustilaginomycetes, Ustilaginales, Ustilaginaceae.